Sebastes umbrosus (honeycomb rockfish) is the source of this 1074-nucleotide messenger RNA. It is a transcript of the gene ntmt1, whose product is annotated as N-terminal Xaa-Pro-Lys N-methyltransferase 1. Bases 151 to 819 code for a protein of 222 amino acids. NCBI's taxonomy places the organism in Eukaryota, Metazoa, Chordata, Actinopteri, Perciformes, Sebastidae. The transcript is spliced from 4 exons. Gene Ontology annotation, cellular component: cytoplasm. The record is from RefSeq and is a predicted model, not a curated record. Gene Ontology annotation, molecular function: N-terminal protein N-methyltransferase activity. Gene Ontology annotation, biological process: N-terminal protein amino acid methylation.
AAUAAGGAAAUGACGUGCUGCAUGCAGAGUGUGACGUAGCACCACGCUUCCAUGGUUGCAGAAGUCUCAAAUAGAAACGUGUGACCGGCUCUCUGUGAGAGGAAGAGGAAGAGGAGGGUGAGGGAGCUGGUGCUGUGACACAAGACCAGGAUGGGGGACAUAACAGAAGUUGAGGGAAGGUUCUACACCAAUGCGGAGGACUACUGGAGGGAGGUCGCCCCCACAGUGGACGGCAUGCUGGGAGGCUACGGCAGCAUCUCCAGCAUCGAUAUCAAUGGAUCCAAGGCUUUCCUGCAGAAGUUCCUUGGCGAAGGGGACGGGAAGACGGGCGCGGGCUGUGCUCUGGACUGUGGAGCAGGCAUCGGGAGGAUCACCAAACGUUUACUGCUGCCUCUGUUUAAGACCGUGGACCUGGUGGACGUAACGCAGGAGUUUCUGGACAAAGCCAAGACGUACCUGGGAGAGGAGGGCAAGAGAGUGGGGAAGUACCUCUGCAGCGGCCUGCAGGAUUUUGUACCAGAGAGUGGACGCUAUGAUGUCAUCUGGAUCCAGUGGGUCAUUGGCCACCUGACAGACGACCACCUGGUGGAUUUCCUGCAGCGUUGCCAGAAAAACCUGCGGCCCAACGGCCUCAUCAUAAUCAAGGACAAUGUGUCGUAUGAGGGUGUGGUUCCCGAUGAUGUGGACAGCAGCGUCUGCCGCGACCUGGAAAUAGUUCACAGUCUGGUGAGCAGAGCAGGCCUCCGCAUCGUCCACGAGGAGCAACAAGUUAACUUCCCAAAGGAGAUCUACCAAGUCCACACACUGGCUCUCAGAUAGGACUGUUCCCUCCUCCAUGGGAGAGUAAGAGGAGGCGGUCUUGUGCACACAGUAUUUCUAAUGUGGAAUUGAUGUUUUUCUAAUCAGCAGUUUGUUUAUUAUCAGUGAGACGAUCUCCAGUGCGAUGUGUUUGUGGAGCGUGUUGCUAACUCCAUGCAUCGGUAUUCUGCUCUGUGCCGAGUCGUCUUUUCUGGGCUACCAGGCCUUAAGUUACAGCCACAUUACACUUCUGUCUUCAUGGAUGGACAAAUUCUA